This is a messenger RNA of Botrytis byssoidea, 1665 nucleotides long. RefSeq lists its product as uncharacterized. NCBI's taxonomy places the organism in Eukaryota, Fungi, Ascomycota, Leotiomycetes, Helotiales, Sclerotiniaceae. The record is from RefSeq and is a predicted model, not a curated record. The coding region runs from base 1 to 1665 and encodes 554 amino acids. The transcript is spliced from 5 exons.
AUGUCGACCAAAGACGCCCCGACCAGCAUUCAGCGCACGUAUCGGAACGACGUUCUGAGCGCGCCCGUAGAGCCAUUCCAAACCUCGGAGAUCAAUAAACUCAAACAAGCUAAUUUGAAAUUGAAAACGGAAAACAGAUGGCUUCGCGUGGCAAUCAGGGAAUUGGGUAUCGCCAAUGAAAUAGCUGGGGCAGAGAAAAGGUUGACCAAGAUCAGGAUUGGCAUAUUUGAAAAAAUCGACGCCGAAUCAAACAUAGUCUACAACGAUGCUCAGCUUAAAGCGAGAGAGACUUGGGCACCUCUAAUUCGUGAUAUCAUGCGAAAGAGACAGAUUUUCGAUACAACCCGCUUAUGGAAAGAUCGAGAGGAAUACGAAUCUGCGGUUGCAUCUUGGCAGAUGACGCACACUAGACGAGAUGAUCUUGAGAUAAUUAUGAGUAAGAAGGGACUCGAGGAUCAAUUUCUGAAGCUCGAUGCACAAUCGGAAGCUUUAGCAAAAGCAGUGACUGAAAUCCGUUCUGAGGAUUCCGAGAUUUCGGCUGAGAACGCGAAGUUAAAGCUCAACAGCAUUGAGCAAGAGAAAAAGUUGAAGGUGCAAGCUAGUGUUCUUUCAAGCGUUCAGGAAAGAGAAAAUAACCAGGUUAUCUCAAUUCUUGAAAUGAAAAGUAAGCAUGAGAGAGAGAUGAAGGAACAAGGUGAAAUUAUUGCAAGCAUCAAAGAAAAGGAGAAAUCAUCACAUGAGGCGAAGGUGAAGGAAGUGAAAACUGGUAUCGCCUUUGUUGAACAGAAACACAAGACCUUGUCAGCUACAUUCAAAAAGACCUAUGAGAAGAGCUUGAUAGAACAGAGCGUCAUCAUUACCAAUAUUGAAAAGGAAUACGAAUCUGCGGUAGCUCUGGUGAAGACAGAGUCUGAGCAGAAGCUAAAGGAACAAGAAAACAUAAUCGCCAAACUCGAAGAAGAAAGGUUAGCUUCAGUCGCUGAGAUGCAGAGAGUACGUCGGGAACUAGCUGCUCAUCGUGAAGUUUCUGUCAGCAUCUUGAACCGCAAGAGAGAGCUGACGAAGCCACAUGAGAUUCGGGAUGACCAUGUUAUUGAGACAGGUAAUAUCGCAGCACAUGGCGGAACUUGUCUGGCCGACGUUUUUCGAAUAAAAUCCAAUCCUGAUCACAAUGAGAAAGUAUGGUUUCAGGAGAUAUAUGGUGUAGCUAUAGACACGGCGGAGAGAUACGGAGAAAGCGCAGCGUUUGUGAAGCUUAUAAAUAUGCGUUAUGAAUUGUACAGAUGCGGCGCAGAAAACCGGGCUGUUGAUUCAGAAUUCGAAGAGGGAUUUCAGAAACUUUUAACGGGAAGUCUGGAGAAAAAUUCAAAGGUAACACCGGAGUCAAUUGAUAGGUUUCUGUUGGAGAGUAAGAGCGGAAGAGAAAUGUUCCAGAAAUUAUGUAGUAUCUGGGAUAUUGCAAGAGUCUGCCAAAAAAAGCAGUUUCGAGAGAGCAGAGAUCCAAAAAGGAAGUCUAUUUUCGGAGGAAGCUUCCGAAGCGUAAAAUCUAACGCUUCGAUUUGGACGGCAGAGACUCAGAGCAGAAGCAAACUCGACCAAAUCGAGGAAUAUGGUAAAGAGUUCUUCUCCUCCGCAAAAGAUGCCUUGCCCUGGACUAAGCAUUAA